Protopolystoma xenopodis is the source of this 210-nucleotide messenger RNA. The record is from the annotation of a GenBank genome assembly. NCBI's taxonomy places the organism in Eukaryota, Metazoa, Platyhelminthes, Monogenea, Polystomatidea, Polystomatidae.
AUGAUGCCAUCAUCAGGCAAUCCCCUCAUUUCAUCUUCGACCCCUAAACUAUUUAGCGUCAGAGCAUUGGAUCGAUUCACAAUGGCAAUCUGCCUGGAUGAUAUCGAGAUCCGACUGUUCGUUGCCACUGGAGGCUUUGCUCACGACGGUCUCCUAGAUGUUGCUGUCAUUCUUUCUUAUGAGUCUGGCGCUCUCUUUUCAAUGGUUUAG